AUGUGUGUCCAGAAGGGGAACGAAAAGAGGCUUGUUAUAUAUAUGUUUCAUGCUUGGAGUUCAACUGUAGUUAUAUAUACACCGCACGCAGCACAGUCGGACUUAUAUCUCCCCAGUUGCAUCAAGCUGCGACUUCACACCCGGCCUCAACCUACGACACUAUACCCAUCGUUCGCAUUAAUAACCAACAUUUAUAGUCCACAAAUGGCAACUAUAUACAUAAGUCGGCCCUCGAGCGGCAACUGGUUCGGGGAUGCUAAUAUGACUCUCCAAAGCCAAGAAAACAUGGAACGCUUAUGGCAAGCAAUCCAGUCCGUCAGGUUGGGAACCAUCACACCCUCCGCUGCGGCCAUGACCUGCUUCACCUGGCUCACCGACAUAAUCAACGCCCGCUGCCCGCCAUUCUAUCCCGAGACUGAGGCUAAAAUUGAAGACCGGCCCGGCGACACCCCUGGCAUGCGAGAAUUCCACGACCGUUUCUGCGGGUACUUGAUGAUGAACUCGGGUCUCUCAGAUGACAAGAGGCAAGACCUUCUGCUGAAGUUUGCGGUGGAAUAUUGGAGCCUACUGCGGACAAAGAAGUGGAUCUAUAGGGGGGAAACAAUGGAGCUUCCUUCGCUGGGGAUGGAUAAAAUCGUAAUCAAUCUUGGUCCUGUUUAUUGGCCGCAUACAGUGCCAUCGUUUGCCGGUAAUUCUCAUAUUUCCUCCCCCUCAUCCUCCCCCUCCUCUCUAAGUCUCUCUCCAAGACCCGAAGGGAUUCCAUGCCUCACGGAUCGGCUUCGCCGAGAAAAUCGCUUUCUGGCGUUGAUGCGGAAGCACAUGGGUUUCAGUUGGGUGGACCGGGUUAUAUAUGAGUACUUAUACCUACCAUUUGACGAUCGGGAUAGGCGCCCUAGCAAGGAAAGUUUCGAAACCACGGUCAUCAUUUUGGAGAUCAUAGGAAGUGAGUUGUAUACUUCGCCGCGCGGCUGGCGGAGUGGGCGGUUGAACUAUGAAGAUCCGGGUCGCGGUUCGGAAACGAUGGAAUAUGAGGAUAAUUGGAGUGGCGUGGGGGAGUAUAGGAAAACGUGGCCGGAGUGGAUAGCGAGGGGACAUGUUUUGAUGGCGGAUGAGAGUUACAGUAAAGAGUCCAAGGAGGCGGUGAGAAGGGCGAUAGAGGUUAUGGAGGAGAUAGAGGAGACUGUAAAGAAGGAGGAGGCCGAGGCCAGGGCCGGUGCGAAUGCGGGUUGA
This is a messenger RNA of Morchella importuna, 1230 nucleotides long. RefSeq lists its product as uncharacterized. The transcript has 4 exons. Lineage: Eukaryota; Fungi; Ascomycota; Pezizomycetes; Pezizales; Morchellaceae. Bases 1 to 1230 code for a protein of 409 amino acids. The record is from RefSeq and is a predicted model, not a curated record.